This is a messenger RNA of Rhodotorula toruloides NP11, 303 nucleotides long. Its product is annotated as enhancer of yellow 2. The coding region runs from base 1 to 303 and encodes 100 amino acids. The record is from RefSeq and is a predicted model, not a curated record. The transcript is spliced from 4 exons. Gene Ontology annotation, biological process: regulation of transcription by RNA polymerase II; poly(A)+ mRNA export from nucleus; positive regulation of DNA-templated transcription. Gene Ontology annotation, molecular function: chromatin binding; transcription coactivator activity. NCBI's taxonomy places the organism in Eukaryota, Fungi, Basidiomycota, Microbotryomycetes, Sporidiobolales, Sporidiobolaceae. Gene Ontology annotation, cellular component: DUBm complex; nuclear pore; SAGA complex.
AUGCCAGCAGCCGCCCAGCCUCCACAGACACAGCAAGACCUCCACGCAGCCUUACGGACACGCAUGAUCCAGUCGGGCGAGUACAGCCGGAUCAUGGAUGCGCUGAGGGCCAAGUUGGACGAGUCGGGCUGGGAGGAUCAGGUCCGGGAUGCGGCGAGAGAGAAAGCCCGUUCGCAAGACCCGCCAAACCUGCAUUCGCUCGUCAAGGACCUCGAGCCGACCGCUCUGAACAUGAUCCCGCAAGAGGCGCGAGCAGAAGUCGAGGCGAUGGUGCGGGCCUUUGUCGAGAAGAGCGUUGAGUAG